AUGUGCUCCAAGAUGAAGAAAGCAGACGUGGUUUUUAUCCCUUAUCCUGACGUAGGCCAUAUAGUUUCAACUCUCGAGUUCGCGAAGCUUCUAAUUAACCGUGAUAACCGUCUCCGAAUAACCAUCCUGGUGAUGAAUUUCCCACACACCUCAGAAACUGAAGUCUACACUAAAUCCCUUCCCAUCUCCGAUUCACUCAACGUUAUCAACCUUCCAGAAUGUUCUCUUCCUCCAAACAUUGCUCCAACUUCCUCCACGACUGCUCUCCUCGAAGCUCAAAAAUCAAACGUCAAACAAGCCGUCACUAACCUCACUACUGAACGAGGCGAAAAUGGAGUCCUUGCUGCUUUCGUUGUUGACAUGUUCUGCACCACUAUGAUUGAUGUAGCUAAAGAAUUCUCCGUCCCUACACUUGUCUUCUACACUUCCGGUGUUGCUUUCCUUGGUUUGAUGCUUCAUCUUCAUACUCUCCGUGAACGAGACAAUGUAGAUUCGGAUAAGUUGCUGCAACUCACUGAGUUGUCUGUCCCAAGUUUUGCUAACUCGGUUCCUUCCAAAUCUUUGCCAACUAUUGUGCUACAAAAAGAAUGGGAGUCGUUUAUUAUGAACUAUGAGAAAGGCCUGAAGAAUGCUGAUGGCAUUAUAGUAAAUUCAUUUGAAGAGCUUGAAUCCUAUGCGGUUCACUCGUUUGCAUCCCAUCCUGAUUUUGUUGGUUUGCCGAUAUAUCCGGUUGGACCCAUAUUAAACCCUGAACCCAAAACCAAGGGUACAGUUGAUUCUAAUGAUAUCAACAAAUGGCUUGAUGAUCAACCUCCUUCCUCUGUAGUUUUCCUCUGCUUCGGGAGCAGGGGUUCUUUCGAUGAGGAUCAGGUUAAGGAGAUUGCACUUGCUAUUGAGAAUAGUGGGGCCCGCUUCGUAUGGUCUCUCCGUAAACCGCCAUCGAAGGGCACUAUGGCUUCGCCUUCUGAUUACCCUCUUUCUGACUUGGAUUCGGUUUUACCCGAAGGCUUUUUAGAUCGGACCAAAGAGAUUGGAAUGGUAAUUGGAUGGGCUCCACAAGCUCAGAUACUUGCUCACCAAGCCAUAGGAGGAUUCGUUUCACAUUGUGGUUGGAAUUCAACUCUGGAGAGUAUAUACUUUGGUGUGCCCAUAGCCACCUGGCCGCUCUAUGCUGAACAACAGGCAAAUGCUUUUGAAUUGGUGUGUGAAUUGAAAAUGGGCGUGGAGAUUGUGUUGGAUUAUAGGGUGGAGGAGGUUUAUAGCGGACAUAGCUAUUUUGUUGCUGCUGAUAAAAUUGAGAGAGGAAUAAGGAGUGUGUUGGAUAAGGAUGGAGAGGUAAGAAAGAAAGUGAAAGAGAUGAGUGAAAAGAGUAGGAAGACUCUUUUAGAGGGAGGAUCUUCCUACAUUUACUUAGGUCGUUUGAUUGAUUAUAUUGUGAAUCAAGUAUAAAUUGAAUUAUCCUUUUUUAUUUUGAAUGUGUUUGAUGUACUCAACAUGUUUUUGAAUGGAAGCAAUGUCCUUAAUAUA
Molecule: messenger RNA, 1527 nt
Organism: Vicia villosa (hairy vetch)
Lineage: Eukaryota; Viridiplantae; Streptophyta; Magnoliopsida; Fabales; Fabaceae
Product: anthocyanidin 3-O-glucosyltransferase 2-like
Exons: 1
Coding region: 1-1449 (482 amino acids)
Molecular function (GO): UDP-glycosyltransferase activity
Source: RefSeq, a predicted model, not a curated record